Messenger RNA from Pelobates cultripes (western spadefoot toad), 10048 nucleotides. NCBI's taxonomy places the organism in Eukaryota, Metazoa, Chordata, Amphibia, Anura, Pelobatidae. The record is from the annotation of a GenBank genome assembly.
GAUCAGACGCGGAAAGUUUGUCACUUCAUCCUGAGGAAGGCCAUGAGAAGUGUAGGGAGCAACAUAUCAGCAAGGUACAAUCCUGGACUUAUUCGAAAACAAGAGCAAGCUCAAUGUAUUACUUCUGGUAAAACACUUUAUAAGUACAUUGUUUAGUAUUGGUUUUUAUCACUAUAGAGUUUAUAUAAUAUAUUUGUCAUUUUCUGUAUUGUUUAUUUAAACCUUAUAUCCUUAAUGAAUUGAUGGCGUGCUGCAGUAAAAUUAAAGAAACACUAUAGUGUCAGGAAUAGAAACGUGUAUUUAGGUCCCUUAAAUGGGAUAAAAACUCAAAAAUAAAAAUAAAAAUGUUAUUCCAGCGCCACAUGGGUCUGCUGAAUUUGGCCUCGCCCCUUACCCUUCUCCUUGACAAUCUAAACCAAUCCAAUGCUUUAUCAUUCUGAGGCGGGUUAGGUGCGGAGCCAAAUGCCACGCUGGCCAACCAGCAUCUCUUCAUAGAGAUGCAUUGCAUAAAUGCAUCUCUAUGAGGAACGUUCAGCAUGGAGACGCUGAAUGUCAGUACUGCACGUUGUGCAGCACUGACCCAGGAAGGACCUCUAGUGGCCAUCUGAGUGACUGCUAUUGGAGGUGUCCCUAGGGAGCAAUGUAAACACUGCAUUUGCUCUUAAAAGGUAGUGUUUACAUUAAAAUGCCUGAAGGAACUGACUAUACUCACCAAAACAACUACAUUAAGCUGUAGUUGUUCUGGUGACUAAAGUGUUCCUUUAAAUGAACACCCCAAGCACCAUAAUCAUUGCAUCAUUCUGUAGUGCUUGUGGUGCCUGGAGAGCCCCACAAUUGUAAAAAGUCAGUUUUUUAGAACGGUUUGCAUUCUUUCCUAGAGUCCGCGGGUGAUUUUCCCCACCUCCACUACAUUAGUCUGAGAAGUGGAAGCUCUCUUUCUCUCGGAGAUAAAACCAGUGGUGCAGGUCUGAGCUCAUUGGCUGAAAGCAAGCAGCUGAUAUUCCCAGCCAAUGAGCUCCACUGCAGGGCUUCGCUAACAAAGACGGCUAACUAACGCCUGCUUAGGAGCAUCUGGCUCUCAGACUGAGGUAGUGGAGGCGUAGAGUGGGAAGCAUUACUUGGCAUAACCCAGGUAAGAAGUCAUACUGUUCUAAAACUGUUUGACUUUUUAUUAUGUGUGCAUCAGGACACGCCUGGCUUGGACUGUUCCUUUUAAUGCAGUCUGAUCUGUGAAACUAAAAUUUCCUCCAAUUCAACCAUUUAUACCAAGAUACACUCCUUCCACAAAAACAACAAUCUCUUUUCUGUCAAUGAACAUUACAUGUAUUCGGAGGAACAGAAAACCAGUUCCAGUGCAGUGUGUGCCCUAAUACUGAAUGGCCUGAACAGGAUUCUCUCGUCAAUCGUUAAAUGUUUAAUAUACAUUUAAAAAGAAAAUGGAACAUCACAUAAAGAGAUUUACAAUAAUUUAUUCAGCAGUGUAAUUUUAAGUGUUGGUUCCUCUAUCAGAAAUCAUUCCAUAGAAAACCAAAUUCCUAAUUAACUUGUAUAGAUUACCCAAAUACAUUUGCAGGGAAGGAAGAUGCAAAAAUGUUGUACCAAAAUCCUCCACUAGGCUGUGCUAUGCUAAAGAGAGACUCAAAGGGAUUGAUUGGGAGUUAUGUGUGUAUAAAGGUGUUUCUGUGAGAAAAGAGAACACAAUUGGUGUCUGCUUAUGUAUAAAGAUUCCUACCAGAAACAUCCCUGUGGUGAAAUAGAAAGGUUGUCUUCUUAUUAUUUAGUUAUUUUGUUGCAGACAGUGUAUUUUGCACAAAUGCACCGUUUUUAGAUCACUUUGCUAACUAUAGCUCUCCACUGUGAUGACUUUAAUCUAUAUGUAGGCAAUCUCUGAUCUAAGGGGUGCUCUAGACUCACAUUUUCACUUAAUUUGUGGGUUUUUUAUUCAGAGACCAACAUAUUUAUAAAACAUAAUCCAUAUGGUUUUGUCCCAUUACAUUUAUGUAUUUUGCAACAUUUCCAUCAAAAAGACCUACAGCAGCAAAUGCUUAAAAUGUCUAUUAUAACAGCAAAAUAGUGCUGCACUCUGGAAUUGUGAUAAGUCCCCUCCGAUAACCUAGUUUGUGAGCCCCCCCCCCCGAGAAAUCCAACUGUCUCCCUCUCAACUGCCAGCACAUGCAGGCGCCAGCCCUGCAAUGUGCCUGCGGACCGGAGGGGAGAUCAUAGAUUUCCUUCCCUGGUCCGCAGGCACAUUGCUGACAGCCGGCAGGGAAGGGAGAGGGAGGAGAGAGGACCUGGGAGCUCAUGCUGCAGCUCCUCCGGGUCCUCCUCUAGCGAGAUUUGGAGCGUUGCCGCAGUUACUUGGAGUGCGGGCUAGAGUUCACUGGGACCACCAGGGAAUCACCACUGGGACCACCAGGGAACGAAAUAUGUCCCCCCUCCUCCUCAAUAAAGGUAAGAAGGGAGGGGGGACAUAGAAUAUUUAUUUUAAUUAAAUAAAAAAUAAAUACAUAUAUUAUAGAAACAGCCCCCCUACCCUUAUCACACACUCUAUACACAUACUGCCCCCUCAUACACACAUACUGCCCCCUCAUACACACACACACACACACACACUGCCCCCCAUACACACACACAUACUGCCCCCCAUACACACACACAUACUGCCCCCCCAUACACACACACAUACUGCCCCCAUACACACACACAUACUGCCCCCAUACACACACACACACACACUGCCCCCAUACACACACACACACCGCCCCCAUACACACACACACACACUGUCUCCCAUACACACACACACAUACUGUCCACACACAUACUGCCCCCAUACACACACACACACUGCCCCCAUAAUACGCACACAUUGCCCCCCCAUACGGACAUUCUACACACACACACACCCUGCCCCUAUACACACAUUGCCUACACUGCAAUACUCACACACACACUGCAACUGUUACACACACAUACUGUCCCACACAUACACUGCAUCCCUGACAUACACUGCCGCCCUCACUCACAUACUACAACCUUCACACACACACUGCUCACACACUGUCCCCCUCACACACACACACACCUUUCACCCCUUACACAUUGCACCACUCACACACACCACUGCUCCUAUGCCCUACUACAGCCUCAUUUCCCAGCAGACCUCAGGUAAGUUGGCAAACUGUUCUUAAACGGUUUGACUACUUACUCUGGGAGGUGGUCCCGGGACUAUUGACACCAUAACCACUACACUAAGCUGUAGUGGUUAUUGUGUCUGUAUUAUUUCUUUAAUCUACAAGUGCCCCUCCCGAGAUCAGGCUCUGGAUCCGCCACUGGCUUGAACAAGAUAAAAUGAAAAGGGAUUAGUGUAAUAGGGUGUUUUACGUCAGCUAGGCUAAGUAUGGCAAUUUGUUUAUUUAAAGAAUUUUAAAUGUUGCAUAAAUACUGUGUAAGCAGAACAAGAGACCUACGUGUUUUUUUGUUUUUGUUUGUUUUUUAAGAAACUCCCAAGCAAUUACAUGGCUAAAGAGUUUAGGUCACUACAUUUAAAUACAUUAAUUAUAAUUUAAUUUGCAUAAUGCCUUCAGACUCCUUAGUGUUCCUUUAACAAAUAAAUAUUGAGCACUUGAGUGUUGGGAAUACAAAGCUUUGUGAAUGAUUGCAAAUGAACAAUGGACAUUAAGGCACAUAUCUCUUGCUCCUUAUUACUAACAUUUUAGGAGAGAAGUGGCAUAAUGAAUUUAUUCAUAGUAUAACACUUAAGAGAGAAGCUCCAUCCCCCUACCAGGCUUCAGGUUGAUUCUGUACAUCAAACAUUGGAUUAUCUUUAAUCUUUGCAUCGCGUGGCAGAAGGUUAUUGUCCAUUAAUGGCCAGUAAUAGCUAGUGACAUACAGUAGACAAUUUACUAUCAUAUUGGUUAUUAUCUUCUUUAGCUGUUCCCACCUUUGUAAAAGUAAUUACAAGCUUGCCUCAAACUGGCUAGUGGACAAACAAGUCUGUCCACCCAUAAAUGAACAAAUGGAAAACCAGUUUUUAUGAAGCCACUUCAGCUGAGAAAUUAUUUUUGCAAAUGUUUGCUUGUGCUACAGGAUAUUUCAGUGUACAUACCACAAUUAAAUGUGUAGGCAAACCCUGUUUAAACAGAGUUGUCCAAUUUGUGGGGGUGUAUAGUGGUGAAAACAUAUAUUAUAUUGGGUAUGGUGUCCAUAACAAUGCUUCCCAACUAUUGUAUUAUAUAACUAACUCAGUAUACUGCAACUGUAAUGUGAUGAACAUUGAAGGAACACUCAAAGCACCAGUGUGCUGUAGUGCUUAUGGUGCAAGGAGUUCCCUUGCUCUCCCUGCUUGUUUCACGUAAUUAUAAUUUAGAGAAUCUGUGAUAUAAAUUGUCAGUCCCUGCAUACAAUGAUGAAUGUUAAGUUCCGUUUCCAAUAACUUUCUUUACUUUUUUUUUUUUAAAUUUAUAUAUAAAGGUUAUAUUACCAUCUGGAGCUGAGACGAGUUCAGAGUCUACCAGUUAAUUUCGUCAUUCGAUCCAGUGAGUCUUUGCCCAGAUGGGUGAGAAGCAGCACCUCUCUUAUGGACCUGAUGCAAAAAUGGGAUGAAUAUCAAAGACAACUGAUGCCUGGACUCUUCUGCAUUAAUCUUAACAUGAAGGCUUCUCUGUACCAUCAUGAAGAGCCAGAACUCCCUCAACUUCCCAUGGACCCUGAUAGCCUAAUAAUGGUGGAAGUGGCUUAAGAUCGGAAUUAUGCUGGUCAUCUCAGUGAUUGAGGCCUAGAACACCUCUUAUAAUAACCAUAGUUGGCUGUUUUUAUACAUAAAUUUCAGUUGAAUAAAGUCUAGCAAGAUGGCACAUGUCAUCUUUAGGAGAACAACUAGGACAAUGGCCAAUUUUGGGUCUAUUAAGGUGGCAACUGCCUUAUUUGGACGUACGCUCUGAUGGGAGGGUUGGCGGUGUUACCUAUAACAUCUCAUGCUGAUCAUGGUGUAGUGGACCCAACAAAUCUUGCCAUAGUAAAUAUGCCUGUGGAAUAUAUAUACUUAAAUAAUAUUUUUUUCUUAAGAGCUUUUCAAGGAUUCUGAAACCACUGUAAGAAACUAUGAAUAUUCAUUUGAAGACCUUGUGGGACCAGUUAGAAUUUCCACUUUAAUACUCUUGAGUACUGGGGCACUCUGGGGAUUUUUUUUCACUAUUUCAAUUAUUGACAAACUGUUACUUUACAGAAUUAAAGAUCAGCCUGUUCGACAUAGCUCAGAGCUGAUGACAUUCACUUAGACGAAGACAAUGCAAGAUAAAAACACAUUUAUAUAUUUAUUUUGAUGUUAGGAUACCAUCAAAAUGAAAAUAAUGAGGAGCCAAAACCUUAAACUGUAUUAUGUAAUUAUGUGCAAUAAUUUAAAUUAUUAUCUCUGCUUCUGCCAAUGUUUUUUCCUUUAUAGCACCAUUGCUUCAGGUUAACCUGUUUCUCCUGUAGAACAAUUUUUUCCCCCCAUGGCAUUCUGCAUAAAUGUCUAUUUUUGAUAUAUUGCAUUAUAUAUUCACAAUAAUGUUAUGGUGCUGUGUGUUCUUACUAAAAAUAUAAAAUGCUGCGGUAAAGUAAAAUUUACUUAUGGAUAAGGUUAUUGAAACGUUGAUUAUAGAAAAUUGAAAAUGAUAAGGAAAUUAAGUGCAUCAUUUUCUUUGAUUUUUAUAAAGUUCUAUAAUAUUGUGUUAAUUAAGUAAUGCUCAAUGCAGGUUCACAGUGUGGCAGACUAAACCUAUACUAUUAUUCUAUAAUAUUGCUGUACUACAAGCUUUUAAAAUAUGUGUAAAGUUUUCCAUUAUUUUUCACAUUUUUAAAGUGGCACGUACUGUUUUUCAGCAGACCAGCUGUUCGGUUUUCCUUUAUAUUUUUUUCCUUUAUCUUAAAAACACGCAUGUGGCAAAAUGCACAAAGGAAAGUAAUUAAUUAUAUAAGAACAUGUCACAUAUCAACCACUGUUCAUCAUAGAAGCAAAAUAUCACAUUGGCAGGGAGUAGUGUCCUUGCAGAAAAUGCAAACAUCUGCAAGUGACUCUUCUGUCUUCAGGCUAACAAUGUAUCAUGGUAGUUGUAGUUCAUCAGCAGCUACCUUUUGGUCAUCCGAGCUCUAAACAAUAAUCAGUCAUGGCAGGUUCACUUCAACUGCAAUUGCCCCGAUAUGCAUUGAAUAUAUAAUUUAUAUAAAAGGUCCCAUCCCACAUGUCAAUCAAUUCCUCGAAGAUAAAUAGUUUUUUCUCCCAUUCUACAAACACAAUAUAUAGGUGGGAUUUAAUGUACUCUUACAUUAAAUACAUGUUUCAUUACAUGAUCAAAGGAAGCCGUGAAAUGUGUUUAGUAAGUAGUGAAAAUGAAGGGUGCAUGUGAAUGCGAUGGGAUUAAAGGAACACGCCCCUGCAAAGCUCAAGUCAUAAAUGUGCUGAUUUCAAAAGAAAUCAACACUUUUUAAUGAACCACUUUAGCGUGGUUUUAGUUUUCCCUGCUUUAUUUGCUUUACACUAUAGCUUAGAGCAAAGCUGAAUGCUUCUCCUAGAGAAACCUGGAAGCAUUGUAGUGCCCUCUGUCCCUAUCCUUUUUCCAUGAGAAGUUUUGGAUUAAACAAAGAUCAUCAGGACUGAUGAUAUCAUCACAGGCAGACUGGCCUGCAGCGAGAACGUCUUCGCAUUGCAAUAAAGGUAGAAGUUUAUCCCCCCUCCCCCCCUUUAAUAUAAUAUGAAAAAAAAAGACAUGUAAAAAAUGCAUUUUUCUUAUUGGAGUGUUCCUUUAAUCAUAAAAAAUGUUAUACUGUUCAGAAUUUGUUUUAUGGAAUACAGGAAAGUGAUUUUUAAGGACAAUGAAAAUGUCAUUGUUAACAAAGAGGGUUACAGUAAGUCAUUAGUUUUGGAUCCUUGUGGGAAAGACACGUAAUACAGCAAACUAUACAAGAUUUGGCAGCAUACUUAAUCCCCACAAUAUUGGCUGAGAGUGAUGGGGCCUUUAGUUUAACAUUGGCUUGUUUAUUAUAUAUGAGACCAAACACAAUAAAACUCCACACAGUUCAAAUACCAAAUUUAAUGUUCUGCAUUAACUGCAAAUCUUAAGUUGGACUUUGAGAAGAAGGUCUUGGGUGUAGACACUCGAGAAAUCAUGUUUCAGUAAUUAUCCCAGAGUUCCCAGUACUUUUUCUGUGUGUUUGAGAUAUAUUGCAUUGUCCCUCUUCCCUCCCCCCUCCUCCCACCCAAUGUUAAUUGCUGUUGAUGCAAUGAAGCAUAUUUAUUCUAAAAUGAUGAGACGUAGACAUAUAGGCACUACUUAUUAAUUACCGUAUAUUUUUUUUUACAGGAAUGACAUUACUGCCUCUCAUAGGGUUGUAUAAUCUUAAUGCCAGCCUUUGCAAUCAGUAGCAUACCUAAUAAUUCCAUAGGCUCUCUUAUUCUAGAACUUACUGGGCAUAACAUUUUUUUUUAAUUUUUUUUUUUAUUUGGUUAUGCAAAAUGUCUAGAACAAGUAUAAGGGAUGUUUUAGUCCAAGAAGGCUAUAGUGCUGCAAAUGUUUCUCAGUCCUUUUUAAGCUAUAUUGAUCAGGGACAUUUAUUAAACAUAACUUGUCAGUUUUACUGCUAGUUCAACAAACUAUUGACAUAGACCUAUUUUGCUUCAUAAGCUUUCAUUUGUAGUUUUCCAUUUAUUUAUUCAUUCAAAGGUUCAACUUGUUCACUGCAGGGAAACUACUCAGUUCAUUUUAUUCAAAGUUUAUCAAGGGGGCAUCAGCAAUACUGACUUCAGGUAACUGAGUCGGCCAUUUUGUGCCAUUGACAUCAGACAUUUUAAGGAAUUUUAUUUAAUUUUUUGCCUUUUUUUUUUUUUUUCAAUCAAGACUUAACAAUUACCCUGCAUUAAAUCAGCAUUUAUAAACUCAGGUUGUCUUUUAUUUUCAUUGCUAACUUAUUAAACUUUUAGUUGUGUAGAUUAUUAUAUUAUAUAGUUCUGUAUUCUGCUUAAGUAUAUGUUUUUAAGUUGUUUACGACAUUUACGGUAUCUUUUCCUUUGGGUUUUAUUUUUUUGUUAAUGUUAUACCUCAACAUGGGUGAUCCCUAGGUAAUGAACCAAACUAUGUUUGCCUUCGGGGGCCCUGCAUUCACAAGGUAUUAACCACUUUCUACCUCAAAUCAAACCUAGUGCUUCACGCAAAUUUGAUUUGUCUGAAAUGUAAAGUUAAUUUCAAAUUCUAGGACAAAAUGGCCAAAUUAAAAACCUGGCUGACUAGAGACUGUUUCCAGUUAAACUAUUUUACCUAAAAUUCAAAUUAACUUUGACUGACCGCUCACACUUUACUGAAUAACCCUGACUCUAAAAUCUGUUGACUAAAGAUAUAUAUUUGAGUUUCAUAAGCAUGCAGCACUGCCUACCACUACAGUGACUAUUAUAUGUGUUCUAAUCUCUAUAAAACUUAAUAUUUUAAGAUCUGACUGGACAUCGGCUAAAAUCCCACACUUCUGUUCUAAACAUCCACCUGCUAUUGCAUAGCUGAUUUGAGUUGUUCCUCAGUCCUAAUUAAUGUAAUACCCAAGGCAUGUUUUGUCAGGUUGGUUAAAAAUACAAAUUAAGGUACUGGUAACUUUCACAACCCUAUAUAAUUUAUACUCUAUAUUAUUUCUGGUUAGUGAUCCUAGAGUCACUGGAAAAUUUCUAAAACUUAAUUUGGGGGGCAGGCUUUUAUACUUCUCAGACCAGACAGCCCUCUAUAGGUCAUGAACUGAAAACAAUGCAAAAAAAAAAAAAGACUGGCUCAAGGUGAUAUGAUUUGGAUCCAAAAAAAAAAGCAUACAAGGCCAAGAUACCUGAACUGUUAUUUUUAGUUUUCCUUCUGUUUCUUCUUAUUGAAGUGAUUAUAGUUCAUGGAAUCCCCUCGACACUGUUCUUCUGUUUACUGUUAAAUACUUUUUCUACGGUUUAAUGUGAAACAAGAGUCCCCAGCAGCAGUGAUUGGCUGAGAGUGUCAGCUGACUGCAUUCAGCCUACCGCAGGCUCCCAUGAAUGGUAUGGAUUGGUAUAGCUAAGGAAAAAUGGAAUCUGACACAUCACCAGUGGUGCCAAGCUGUAUGUGGCCAGGAUCCCUCAAUCAUUUUUAAACAGUUUUUUAAAAUGGUUUAACACCAAAUGGAUGGACAGUGCCCAGGGUUUCCAGGAACUAUAACUACUUCAAGAGAUGAAAUGGUUAUAUUGCCUACAGUGUCCCUUUCACUCUCCCAUUGCAUACUGACUUGCUAUUCUUUGAUAGAAGGAUUUUUUUUUUUCCAGUCCUGGUCAGUUUAGUGGUCUUUGAAACCAGAGGAUGUACUUGUUUACUAAUGGUGGACUGCGCCACAUAGUAUUAAGGUAUUCUGACAUUCUCAGAGUAACCAAACCAUGGUGUCAUUCAGAAAAAUAUUCAAAUUGCAGAAAGCAUUUUAAAAUUGUAAUUAUUAUAAAAUUGUAAUAACCACUGCAAGAGGAUCUUUUAUAUUGUGGACACCGGAUCCUAUUGCUUGUGCUUAAACCUGUCUUUUGUGUAGCAAAAUGAGUCAUUUGUGUAGAUGAAUACACUUUUUACACUAAGAAAUGUGCCAAUACCCCAAAACCAUUUCUCCAAUUUGUUACCUUAAAGGAGCCUUCCAAACACAAUGCCCCCUAGAGCGUGCUGUAGUGUUUAUGGUUCAGUGCGCUAGUGCCAUCAUAAUUGUAAGUAAUCAAACCAUUUUAGAACAAUUUGAUUUCUUGCAUGGAGUCUGCUUGCUGCUGUUCUCCCGGUGAUUAUGGUAGUUCCACUGAGCUGUGAAGAGAGCACGCUGUAGUGGUUAUGAUACUUGGACGGUUUCUUUUAAGGAUUGCGACGGAAUUCUGCAAGACCCCUUCAAGUGUUAUUAUGGGUUUAACUGUGUGUGUACAAUUAUAUAUAAUAUCUGUAUAUUGUUAUAGCUGCACUGGUCUGAUUUUAUCUGCUGUUAAAUUGUAACUUAAUCUGCUCUGUAUGUAAAUAUCAUAUAAAUAGUUUACGGUUUCACAUUA